UAAGCGGCUGCAUUCGCUCCCAUUCAUUGUGCUUACCGGACCCGGAUAUAUUUUUGACGUGUGUGUAUGCAUGGAAAAGUGCGUUUCCGGUAUAACGUGUGUGUUGAUCGGUGCUCAGCCUUUUUCUCUUGGCUUUCAGUAGAACGGUCAUUCACUACAGAGUCCAAGCUCCCUCACCUGCUCACCCGUUAACGGCGUUAUAUCUUAAACCAGUGGACAUGGCAUCUGUUUCGGCACCAGCUCAGGCUGCAGCAGCUCCGGCUGCUUCCCUGCAAAGAGGAAUUGUGAAAAUGGUCUUGUCGGGCUGUGCCAUCAUUGUUCGGGGCCAGCCUCGAGGUGGCCCCCCCCCGGAGCGUCAGAUCAAUCUCAGUAAUAUCCGAGCCGGGGCCAUGGCCCGUCGAGCCGCUCAGGCCCAGCCCGACAGCAAGGACACCCCUGAUGAGCCUUAUGCCUUUCAAGCCAGAGAGUUCCUGCGGAAGAAGCUUAUCGGCAAAGAAGUGUGCUUCACUGUGGAAAUCAAGACCGCUUUGGGCAGGGAGUAUGGCAUAGUCUACCUGGGGCGAGACACAACUGGCGAGAACCUUGCUGACAGUCUGGUGAACGAGGGCUUUGCCACAGUCCGCAGGGAAGGAAUCAGAGGGAACAAUCCAGACCAAGCCAGACUCUGUGAAUUGGAGGACCAGUCCAGGGCUUCUAAGAAGGGCUUGUGGAGCGAGGGCGGCGGCGGCACUCAAUCUGUUCGCGACCUCAAAUACACCAUAGAGAAUCCCCGCAACUUUGUUGACUCCUUGCACCAGAAACCUAUCAACGCCAUCAUCGAGCAUGUGCGUGACGGCAGCGUUGUUCGUGCCUUGCUGCUCCCCGACUACUACCUGGUCACCGUCAUGCUGUCUGGAGUUAAGUGUCCCACAUUCAAGCGGGAAGCGGAUGGUACGGAGUUUACAGAGUCAUUUGCAGCAGAAGCCAAAUUCUUCACCGAAUCCCGACUUCUGCAGAGAGACGUUCAGAUCAUCCUGGAAAGCUGCCCCAACCAGAUCAUACUGGGCACCAUUAUGCACCCGAAUGGAAACAUUACAGAACUCUUACUGAAGGAAGGGUUCGCCCGCUGUGUGGACUGGUCCAUGGCCGUCUACACCCAGGGAGCCGAUAAACUACGUUCUGCUGAAAAAUCUGCUAAAGAGCGCAAGGUCCGCAUCUGGAAGGACUACGUGGCACCCACAGCCAACAUGGACCAGAAGGACAGGCAGUUUGUCGCCAAGGUGAGGUCCUCAAGUGGCUUUUAUAUAGGCUGUUUCCUUUGGCCCCUAACAUAA
Notothenia coriiceps (black rockcod) is the source of this 1313-nucleotide messenger RNA. Its product is annotated as staphylococcal nuclease domain-containing protein 1-like. Gene Ontology annotation, biological process: mRNA catabolic process. NCBI's taxonomy places the organism in Eukaryota, Metazoa, Chordata, Actinopteri, Perciformes, Nototheniidae. The record is from RefSeq and is a predicted model, not a curated record. Gene Ontology annotation, molecular function: nuclease activity; RNA binding. The coding region runs from base 219 to 1313 and encodes 364 amino acids. The transcript is spliced from 9 exons. Gene Ontology annotation, cellular component: cytosol; nucleus.